Molecule: messenger RNA, 1357 nt
Organism: Lytechinus variegatus (green sea urchin)
Lineage: Eukaryota; Metazoa; Echinodermata; Echinoidea; Temnopleuroida; Toxopneustidae
Exons: 4
Coding region: 404-949 (181 amino acids)
Cellular component (GO): membrane
Source: RefSeq, a predicted model, not a curated record
CAUGUUUUGAUUGCGCAACAUCGAUCCUUCUAUGACAUUUGGAGCAAGCGCUGAGGUUAAUACAUUCUCAGUCAUUGCGAUCUUCAGAGAGGGGCAAGAACGCAUCAAUUAUCAGCAUUCAACACCCUUUUCUCGGACGUUUAAUGAGGAACAAGGGACAAGGAAACGACAUCUCAAUAAAUUGAUGUUAGUGAUAUUGCAUUGCACAUAGUGAUCAAUUGCAUUUGCAACUUGAAGUUUUAAACUACAGAGUACAGAGACCAGGCAGAGGCGGAGUUAUAUUUGUUAACGUUAGAAUUGUUAAAAAAGUUUUAAAGUCUUCUCAGGCUCAGCUCAGCUUAGAGUUAGACUUUACCGCACGACUCAUCCACUCACUCAGCAUUACACUCUUCAAGAUUUAAAGAUGUCUGACACUGCAAACAUCACUUUGCCAUCUUCAACCUACAGGACCCCAUCAGGAUUGGCGUAUAUAAAAUUGCCCCAAGGCAUCAUUGAACUUCUGGAAGUGCUCACAUGUCUCGGAGCUCUGUUGGGUAUAGCAAUCCAACCUGACAAGGCAGAGGAUGAAUCGUCAUACUGGCAUCUCCAAGCAGCCUGCGGAGGAUUCCUUGGCGUCACGGCCAUCCUCAUCCUCCUCUACGUAUUGGAUGUUCCCCAGAAGACAACCCGCUUCCCAUGGAGCAUGCUGCAAGUAUUCUACUGCGCUGGAGCAGCAGUAGCUCUCAUGUCUCUUGCUGGCCAUGUUGCAGCCAACACUUUUGGACAAGCCGGAAUCAUUGUUGCUGUCGUUCUUUCCUUCAUUGCAAUGAUAUUGUACUUCAUCGAGAUCUUCUUCGCAAUCCGUGCCUGGAAACGCAGCAUCAUUGCUGAGACACUUCGACUGGUCGAGGAGGGGAAGCUAGGAGUCAGUGCACCCCCUUCUGCUAUGAAAGAGAACAAUGCCAUCUAAAGAGCUUCCAAGCCUGACCGUUUGGGCAUUCAGUUUUAAGGAGCUUAUAUUCUCGUAUAAUUUUUAAGCUACUCUAUAGAAAUCAGUUACAAAAUGUUUUUCCAAAAUUAUUUUCAUUGGUAAAAAACCAAAUAUUGGUUUAAGAAUGUGUCAUUUAAACUUUAAUGUAUGUUAUAGAAUUAUCAUAAUCUUUCCUCUGUUGUUUCCCUCUGAGGGAAGGGAUUGGAUUGGGCUCAUCUUUUCAUUCCUCAUCAUAUGCUUCAAUUGUUCACUAAUUCCAAAGCCUAUUCCUUUUCCAUCCUCCUUGAUGUGAUCCAACCACCUUUCCAUCUAAAACAUGACUCUGAAAAUAACAUUUGAUUUUCUCAAAAUUCUUUCAUUUGCACUUAUCAAUAGCAAACUCGCGAA